This is a messenger RNA of Paramacrobiotus metropolitanus, 2003 nucleotides long. Its product is annotated as DNA polymerase alpha subunit B-like. Gene Ontology annotation, cellular component: alpha DNA polymerase:primase complex. Bases 717 to 1727 code for a protein of 336 amino acids. The transcript has 4 exons. Gene Ontology annotation, molecular function: DNA binding. NCBI's taxonomy places the organism in Eukaryota, Metazoa, Tardigrada, Eutardigrada, Parachela, Macrobiotidae. Gene Ontology annotation, biological process: DNA replication initiation; DNA replication. The record is from RefSeq and is a predicted model, not a curated record.
UAUCAGGGUCUCACAUUUGCUCCAUUGCAAUGCAGAUUUCAACAAGUGCUAAUGCUAAUCGACAACUGGCCAUGCACUCUGCAGGCAGACUUGGAAUACUUACUAUUUUCGAUUAAAGAGUUUUUUCCACAUCUUUUUUGUUGUUUUGGUGCUUCCACUUUCCAGCUUCCGAGGUCGUGUUUGAACGUGUCAUUUUGAUUUAAUUGCUAACUAGAGUUCAGAUUUUGUUUGCACCGUAUUGAGAGUCUGUUGGGACUGAGCGCGUCGGGUACGGGAACAACAUUUUUCGGAAUUGCUAGCACUUUGGAUACUGACGAUCUGGUUAACUGGUGCGAUAAUGCCCAAAUAUCCUGGAGUAUUUCAUGGGCUCUGCGUUAUCCUUGCGAUUGUAGUUAGUGGCCUUCUUGCUGUGGUAGUGUUGUGUGGGCUUCAUGGCGCGGCGUCGAUGUCCUGCCCGCGCACACACGCUGACACUGAUGACUGGGCUGCUAAGUUCCCCGGGACACUCGCAAUGCUGGCGGGCUUACUGCACAUUGUAACGGCCGUCUUGGCAGCUUACGCUGGGUAUUACUUCCGGAACAAGGAAGACAUGCCCGGAGGAAUACGUGCCGCUACGGGAGCCAGUUUGGGCGCUCCUUUCGGGGGGGGCGGAAGAAGGAGUUGCUAAUCCGGCUAGAGCGCGACGCCGUCCCUCCAUCCUACCAAUUGUAGCGCUAAUGCUUCUUGCGUGCGCGGUUGCGAUUCCAACUAUUGGAGAUCCAUCCUCAUUUUUAACCGAGCAGUACCCGUUAAUGUUUGUCAAGUAUCACGACGUAGCAGUGACACUGAGCAGUAGUCUGGAAGAAUUGUGCGAAGAAAUGGCACGACAGUACAACAUCCCUGGAUUCUCUGCGCCCAAUGUCAUCGGCGAAACGUGCUACACCUGCGGCCGAAUAUUACCAAAUCCCGAUGGAUUGAAUGCAGAUAAUCUGUGGUUUCAGACAUCUGGACAGUUUGGAGCCGCCAUGUGCCGAUUAGAUAUUGGCUUGGUGAAAAACUGCGCCUUAUUUCCGGGACAGGUUAUCGUAGCCAAGGGAAUUUCCAACGGGAAAGUCUUCUCCGCAUCGGAAAUUUUUACAGGCGCACCUCCGAGGCUAGUUAAGCUGGCUUUACCAGAGAAAGACACGCUGCAUAUUUUAGCGGCUUGCGGACCGUUUAAUUUGGCAGGUGAAAGCCAACCGGAGCCCUUGAAAGAUUUUAUUGGAUAUGUUAUCGACACCAAGCCAGAUCUGGUUAUAUUCAUGGGUCCGUUUGUUGACGAAACAUUGGCACGUAAUGAGGAAUUCAUGAACGAAACAACGUUCGAAAACCAGUUCAAAUCUGUGAUGCAUUUUAUAUUUGCUCAAAUCCCCGAGAAUCUUCAUAUUCCGAUUAUCGUUGUUCCCAGCGCUGGUCAACUUGUGGGAGUGCCAGUCUAUCCUGUACCAAGAUUUACAAUGACUGAUUGUGUGGAAAACGCUGUAGCUUUCGCUAAAUCCGAUGUUACUCGUCUAUUAACCUUUGAACGGGAGCCGGCAUUGCUCAAUAUUAAUGGGAUAGUUGUCGGCCUGACAUCCACGGAUAUUUUGUCGCAUCUUUAUCAGCACGAACGGCGAUGGCGAUGCAAUGGACAAUCGGCCAACACUUCUUAUUGCUCUAUCGGAGUUACCGGCCUUUGCCAGAUUUGCUGCGGGUACUAUUUGUGUUAAUCCUGAGGCGAAUUUUUACGCGAGUUUUUAUCGAACUGCGGAUGACUGCCAUAGUGAAGCUGCAGCCAAAAUUGCGGCAGAUUUUAAUUAAAAUUUAAUUUUGUUUGUUUCCAACCAAUCUUUUGCCGAUUUUGGUCAAAUUUUACUUAGUUUAUUGUAUUUUGCAUAUGUAGAUAUCGUAAUUUCUGUUUUAGCAGCUGAAUGGAACGAAUAGUAACUGCGCUGUUUUUAUUGGCAACCGAAUAUGCAUUGGCAACUGUCUGAUAAGAACAAAGU